AUGACCCACGGCAAAGGACCAGCCAUUCUAAACUCCUUUGUCGCUGCUGACGUUCUUACGACAACGACGCCAGUAACGACAACGAUACUUACGACGACCACCGAUUCCAAUCAUGUUCCGACACCAGCUGACGCCAUUCUGAAAAAUCCUUUGGACACUGACACCGCCGACCCACAGGAUAUUACAUCCGAAAUUGAGCCACCCACGCCUGCUCUGCACCGUCCGACGAACGAAGAGCUAAGGGUGGCGCGGGCGGAGAAACGUGCGGCGAAGCGUGCUGAGAAGCACACCAACGCUGAAGAUCUAAAAAAACAGGGCGAUGUCCUUUUCUCUGCGGAACAGUACCAGGAAGCAUACAUACCCUACCUAGAAGCUACACAAGUCUGGCCCUCCAACCCGACUUAUUGGAUUCUACUUUGCACCACAUACGUAAAGCUUGGAUGGUACGAGGAAGCGGCUCAUUCCGCUACGCGCGCUUUAACUCUUGACCCGAAGUCCUCUGAAGCACGAUAUCUUAGGGGAGUUGCGAGAUUAGAACAAAAACUCCUUAACGCCGCCAAAACCGAUUUCGAAACUGUUCUAGCCCACGCACCCACGCACCUUCCCUCCCAGACCUCACUCUCCCGUACCGUGGCCGCCAUUACCUCCUCCCGGACCCUUGGCUCACACGUCCUGGCACCUAGCAUUGUUGACGACGUCACUAAAGACCUCGAUUUCGGAUACCCACAUUACCCCACUGACGAGGACCAUGCCUUGGAUGUUCUAGACAACGAUGACGGUUACUCAGACUCGAGUGACUGCGUCCACGUCGGUUCUACAACCAUGCAGGGUGCGUGCGCGGAGCAGAGUGCGCCUUCUCUCAUGCCCCAGAUGAAAGAAGCAUCCGAGACGAAUUGUAUGUUCCUCCCAUCUUCAACUAGGCUUUACGAGCUAACCCUUUGUGAACGCAGGGGCAAGAACGUUUGCACAUACUUCCUCCUCUCCUUGUGCAAAUUCGGUGCCCACCAAUGUGUAUAUUCGCAUUCGACGGCGUACCUCCCCAAGAAGGGGUGGUGGACGACCGAGGAGAAGAAGGACAAGAUCAAGGCGGUGAUGGCGAUAGCGGAGGAGAGGAAGCGGGUGCAGAGAGAACUGGAAUGGCAGAUGAGGGAACUGGAGAGGGAGAGGCGGGCGAAAGGAAAGGCGAGCGCGAAGAAGGACGGAGCCAAGGAUAAGGCUAAGGCUCAGGCUCAGGCUCCUAAAGACAACGUGGACACGGCAACUGGGACGUUGCAGAAGAAGAAAUCGACGGUGAGGCGGGGUAAAGGCAAGGCCAAGAUAAAAGCCAAGUCCACUGCUGUCAUUGUGCCCGACGACAAAGCCGCUCCAGAGGUUAAAGCGGACAAUGAUGCACCCAGUGUGCCCUUCACGGAUUAUAAUCUCGCUUCACCUGUGGUACCUAGGCCUGAUGCUCUGGAGGCGCAGGUCGUCCUGCUUAUUAGCAGCGAAAAAUUCUAUGCUUAG
Laccaria bicolor S238N-H82 is the source of this 1503-nucleotide messenger RNA. RefSeq lists its product as uncharacterized. The transcript is spliced from 6 exons. Gene Ontology annotation, molecular function: protein binding; metal ion binding. NCBI's taxonomy places the organism in Eukaryota, Fungi, Basidiomycota, Agaricomycetes, Agaricales, Hydnangiaceae. The record is from RefSeq and is a predicted model, not a curated record. The coding region runs from base 1 to 1503 and encodes 500 amino acids.